AUGUUCAAGUUACCUGAUUCUAAUGCACAUCAUACUUCCAUAAACAAUAAUAAAUAUUCGUCCGAAUUCGAAGCUGAUGAUGUUCAAGUGUGGACAAAACUUUUCGAUCGGUCACAAAUACUCGAUGACAGAGAUCGUCAUCGAAUCAAUCACAUAUUUAAUAAACUCAUCACAAGUAUUGUCAAAUAUGAACGCGAACAAGACUUUCAAUUACUUGAGGCACUUGCAAAACGACUAUUGUCACCUGAUAACGGUAGAGGAGAAAAUGAAGAGCCAAUAGUAUUAACUGUGCUUGAUCAAGAACGACUGAUAAAACUUCGUACGCUUUGUAAACGUUUGAAACAUUAUGAUUUUAUUGAAAAAUUACUUUCAACUAUGUUCACACGAGAAAAAUCAAACGAAUUAUUUCUUCCACCAAUUAAUAAAACCCCUCCUCGAACUCGUUUAUCAUCUCUCUCUUUUGACGAUGCUCGAAUUUCGUUACCACUGAAGAAAAAACCACGAAUAUCAGCUGCACAAUCUCCAACAUCAAUUCAAACAAAACCCAAACCGACAAUAAUGAUGCAUGGCCCACUAACGUUACAAAAUAUCUAUCAAGCAAUUCCAGCAGCGACGCUUCAAUUUGCUGAAAAUGAAUAUGUUUGGCAUGCCAAUCGUCCUGUGAAUAUGAUCUUAGCAACAGCAGUUCAACUACCAAAUGUUUUAACUGAAGCAGCGGCGAAUACAAACAUCGAAAGUGAACAAUUCUUUUCCAAAAUGAUCGAAGACAUCAUUCAUGAAUACGAAAAACGACAUCCAAGUGAUCACUAUGCAGCCUUAAGAGAAUGGAAAGAGAAACAUAAUGUCGAUCAUUAUGCGGAAUCAAUUACACCAAAUCAAAUGAACGGAUUCGAAACACUUCUUGAUGUUGUCCAACGACGUCAUUUAGGAAGAGUACAUCGAUAUUUUCUCAAUGUUGUUUCAACGAAUCGUCAUUUUAAUCCAUAUGAUUUAAUUACAGUACCUGAUAACAAAGCUGAUCCAGAUAAUCAUUAUGUUUUUUCGGUCUUUGGUGUACUGAAUGUGCGUAAGAACGGACAAGAUGUCGAAUUUUUCGAAUUAGCUGAAUGGUAUCGGCAUGCAAAACUAUGGCAUGCAUGUCGACAGAUUCCAUUUUUUCGAGAUUAUCUCGUUCGAAAAGAAUUCAAUCGAUGGUUCUCCAAUGCUCGUUUUGCUCGAUUCGCACGACGUCGACAUGAAAUUCGUCGCUUCAUUUGUGAAUAUCAACGCUUAACAUUACUUCCGCCAUUCCUUCCGGACAUGUCGUUAGCAUUAAACGAUCUCGAGUUGCUUGUUCAACAACAUACAAUGCAUACAGUUGAAUAUACGAAGAAAUUUUACAGCCACAUUAAAACAAUUAUCAACAUGACACGUGAAAGUUGUGGAAAGAAAUUACAUGUGAUUUUAAAAUGUCUGGAAGAAGAUUCUCUGAUGUUUGAUCCAUCAUCUGGUUCGUUGUAUGAACAACGAGUGAGAAAGGAAAAUCUGCGAAAAGAACUCGAACAAUUACAACACGAUCUUCGAAAUAUGUGUUCGUUUUUAAAUCUAUGUUCGGCUAUGUUAGCAUCGUGUUUAUGUGAUAUACAACGGGAUGCAAUAUCGCAAUUUCAAUUAUCAACUGUCGUAUUUUUGACGAAACUUCAAUUCGAUGAAAUUGAAUCAAACCCGACACUUCGGUAUUAUCCAUCACGAGAUGAUUAUUUCAAUUUACUUCAACUGGUUCUGCAACAACCGCAACAAAUGCUUGCGGAAUAUUGGGGAAAUAUCUUAGAAUUGAAUAUUUGUUUGAAAGAUACAGAUAAGUUUGGCGAAAUUGCUCGUCAGGAAGGAUUAACAAAUAACUGUGAAAUAUGCGGAGAGAAUCUUUAUCCUGGUUUACAAGAAACAUGCAAAUGUAAAAAACAACAAUCGAAAGGUUUCAUUAAUGAGCCAAAUUAUUUAGUUAUCAAAGGUCAUGGUUUUUUUGGCAGUGCAACUCGAACUGAGAUUCUUCCAUUUGAAUUGAUCUUUAUCAAAGAUACGAAAUAUGAAGAAGAAAUCAAGAAUAUUCUUUCACAAUUCGGCGUAUCGUUCGAUGAACUCGAUGCAUACUGUGAAUCAAAUGAAUGGCUUUGUGAAAUACGACGUUUUUGUUUACAAUGGACGCCAAGUCAAAUGAAGGAAAUGACUGAAAUGAAAGAAGUUUUUCCCAUCCAAGAACAAUUGAAAAUUCUUCGUGAUUGGAUUGACAAAACUCGUACAUUUGAAAUGACAUAUUCCACAUCGAGUUCGCCUUAUGUUAUACAAAUCGACUGUUCGAUUAUUAGAGAAGGUCUUUUUAAAGCAGUGAGCACGAUCUAUUCAGAUCUGGGAAGAUAUCUCUACGAGUAUGCUCUGAUGAACGCACAACUUCUCAUCGAAAAAUUUCAACAUGCUUCUGAGGUACUUGAUCAACGACCUACAGCCCUGGAGGAUUAUGCACGAUACGUCAGUUUCUUAACACCGCAUAAGGCAGAACUGGCAUCGAAUCAACAGACGAUUGAUUAUUUUACAAAUCUGUUCGAAACUAUCUUUACCCAUUUCGGUCAUUUUCGUCUUGAAACUGAAGAAGAUCCAAUUGAUAAAUCAUUGGUUGACAUGUGGAAGUUAUUUCAAAAGAAAUUAUCGAACGCCGCUGAUUUUAUCGUUCAAGAAAUGUUAAUUGUCAAAGAACGUCUACGUGAAAUAUUCGAUAAAUACUUUCACGAAUGUGAAAUCAUCCACUAUCAAUCCACAACCGGAGUUUUUCUUGAUCCAACGCAAGAUCCAUUAGAAAUGAUCAAACAACUACGACAAAAUUGUAUUCGUUUUCAAGCCGAACAAGAACAAUUGAAACAAUAUGCUGACUGGCGUGCGUCAAUUGCUGCGAAUAGUUCGAAUUCGACGUACGAUCAAGAUUCAGAUUUGAAUGAUUUGAAUACCGUUGCUUAUUGGUCGACAGAAAUCGAUCAUCGAAAGGAUCUGUGGAAAUAUGUGGAAAUUACCUCAACAACUAUUAAAGAAUGGAAAUUGACGUUUAUUAAUAGAUUUAAUAUUCCUCGUUCACGAGAAAAGAUUGAAUGCUGGCUGAGAAUUGCCGAAGAUUUCAAUGAUAAAGUGUCUCCUAAUGAUCCAGUGCUUUGCUAUUGGAUAAAAAUAUUAAAAGACUUUGAACAGAAUAUUAAUUUACUGGAAAAAUUAUUGAGUGAUGCUAUGACAUCCGAACAAUGGCGAUUGCUUUUCCGUGCUAAUGGACAUGAUUAUGAUCCUAAAUUUAAUUAUCGUAUUCAAGAUCUGAUCGAUUUGAAUAUCCUUCGAGUCGAAAACUUCGAUGUCUUCUUGCAAAUACACAAACACGCAACACGAGAACAAAAGCUCAAAGAGAAACUAACUCAAAUGCAAACGUGGAUCGAUGAACUUUACUAUAGAAUGAUCAAAUAUGGAGUUGCGCACAAAACUACCACAGUUCGACAUCGACUAACAUCUUCCUAUCGUCAACGUUUGAGUCGAUAUCGUGAAUUGCGUUCUCGAGCAUCAGCAGCUCAAGAAAAUCCACCUGAACCUAUUUCAGCAACAGAAUCAUCGAUUGGUCUUAAUGAAGAAUCAUAUCUCAUGAUAAAUUCGCAAGAAAUUCUUCGACUAAUCGAAGAUCGUUUGUUGCUACUUCAUACAAACGAGCCAUUUCAUAUUGACAUUGAUAAUUGCCGUGAACAAUUCCAACAAUAUUACACACUAUUCGAUGCCAUCAAAACUCUAACGCAAUUGUGGUACGAAACGCAAAACAGAUGGAUAUUUGUUCGAAGCGCAUUGGCUAAUUUGAUUGGAGUUAAUGAUGAUCGGAUAUUUUUCAGAGAACUUCAUCAAAAAUUUAUUCAUGCUGAUCAAGAUUUUCGAAACUUUCAAAAAACCGCUUUUCAAAAUCCAUCUACCGCCAAUCUAGCUAAAGUUAAUACGAAUCAAAAACAACUUCAAACAUGGCUCAAUACUUUUAAUGAAUUGAUCGCUCAGCUGGAAUUUUAUCUAAAUGAACAAUAUCGAUCGAAUUUCGGUCGAUUCUAUUUUCUCUCAACCGAUGAACUAGUUAAUUUGAUAUCAUUUGGUCUCGAUCCACGAUACUACAUUCCAUAUGUACGACAGCUAUUCAGAGGUAUUCACAAUAUUCAAUUUCAGUUACCCGAACAAUCCAUUGGUGCGUCGACCAAUCAAGCAGUGAAUUCUGCUGCAAUGGAUAUUUACGCGUAUCGAUUAGAGGGUACUUCGAUAUCGAAUAAAUAUCAAGAAGAAUUACCGCUGAUUUCGAAACUAAAAUUAUGUUUACCAACAAUCGACAGUGCUCAAUUGAAUACUCGUAUAAUUAGUAGUCAAAGUGUGGUAAAAUGGUUUCAAUCAUUGGAAAAUCUCAUGAAAUAUUCGUUAGCCAAAUCGGUUUUUCAACUUUUCGAUGAGAAGAUUGAAAAUCGAUUAGAGAAUUUUCUUACAAAAAAGACAUUACAAACAUCAAAUGAUCGAUCAUAUCCAUUACAAGUUCGUUUACUUGUCGAGCAUGUCUUCUUCUCAUUAACAAUGCAAAAACACAUCGAAAAUCAAUCGUAUACUCCAAUGCGGAACAUCAAAUCUCAAAUCGAGCAUCAAAUCGAAACAUUGAUGAAAAGUCCCAACACGCAACAGAACGGCUUAAUUAUUCAACAAUUAUAUUUCCGAGAUGUUCUGACAAAAUUUAUUGAAGAUAAAACAAAUCUAACACUGAAAAGCUAUGAAUGGUUAUCUUUGAUGAAAUAUGAAAUCGAUCCGAAUGCUCGAACAGAUCAAAAGAUUCAUUUUGUUCAAUUUCUCAAUCGUAUUCAUUAUAAUUUCGAAUAUAUCGAACCUUCAUCGACAUUUAUCAUCUCUCCAUUAAUGGAACGAACACUGUUUCAAUUAACUCAAGCCGUUUGCGCCUAUCGUAUCGGGGUGCUUCACGCAAAACCACAAUCUGGUCGAUUAACAACUAUCCAAACAUUAGCACAGUUAUGUGGAACGAAUUUAAUUGCUGUAUCAUGCCAGGCAACAACAGAAAUUGAACACAUAAGAAAUGUUCAUCAAGGUUUAAUUACAUCCAAUACAUGGUGUGUAUUGAAGGAUAUGCAGCGAUUAACAAUAAAUUGUUUGUCGACACUGGCUGUUGCUAUGCGUCAUAUUCGUGUUCAACUUGAAGAAUAUCGCAUUCGAUUUCAAGAUUUUGUAUCACCAUUGAAACGAAUAAAAUCUCAAUCGGAUUUAUCAUUCCCGUCAGAAUCUUGUUCAGUUAAGAAACAUGCCAGCGAAUAUCCAAUGGAGAAAAAAUUUGCCAAUGAACAUAAUUUCAUCAUUUCGAAUAACCAAGAAAUUCUGCAAUACCCAUUAACUUAUGGAUUAUUCGCAACAUUUGAUGAUUUCUACCAACCAUUAUCACCGACGAUCAAAUUUGACUGUCGGACAAUUUCGAUUUCACGUCCAGACUUGAAAAUCAUUACUGAAUCAUUUUUAUAUCUCAAUCGAUUGUAUACUCUACAAGAACAACAUAAGUGUCAAGUCACUGCACGAAACCUCGUCGAUUUCAUUGAAUCUUUACGAUUCAUUUACGAUGAAAUGAAAACUUUCUGCUCUCCAUACGUUCUCCUUCGAUCAAUUAUUGAGCAGUCGGCUUAUGUGAAUAUGAAAGAGGCAAUUCUAACCGUUUUAAAGCAAAAUCAUCUGUACGAUUCGCAUAUCGAUGGCUUGAUCGAUAAAUUCUUCAGCGAAAAUCAAAACACUGAAUCCGACGAAGAAGACAAUGACGAGCUUUCUUGUGUGGACAUUCUCAAACAAGAAGCAUUUGAUGAUAAAAUUGCUUUUGAUGAUGCAGAACAAUUGUUUCAGAAUGCUUCUCGUCUCAUGUAUGCAAUUCAACGGCAUGAUAUGAUAUUCCUUAUCGGACAAAGCGGUUCUGCAAAGUCAGGUCUGAUUCGUUUAGCCGAACGAACAUUCAACAAACAAAUGAACUCGGCAAAUGUAAAUCCGGAUGAACACGGAAAACAAACAUCGAUUAUAAUAGAGACCAUAUUUCCGAAUUCGUAUGAUGAAGACCAAUUUUAUCAAACAAAGGAUAGUUUCAUCGAACAAUGGAAACAACAACAGAUGAUUAAAUUGGCAAAUGACAUUAGCUCGGAACAAUAUUGGAUUGUUCUUGAUAUCGACUCGCAUUCAAAUUGGUUGACACCAGAGAAGAUUCGAUAUCUUUACAAAGAACUUCAAACGACAAUGUCUUGCUAUAAGGGUAUUUUGAAAAUCAUCAUCGAAUGCGAUGAUCUUCUGAUUGAUAUUUCGCACCACGGUCAAAUCUUCGUGUUGAAUGUCGAUAAAUUUCACUCUCGAAUGAAAUUAAUUCAAUCAGCAGUAACAAAUUUAGAAUUGAAACUUCAUCUUCGUGAUGGAACGUUGUCAUCAAUUCAACAGUUUGUCAAUGAUACGAUUGAACCAUACAUAAACUUUCUUCAAACUGAACAUAUUCACGAUGCGUAUAUCAACCAUUUCACUGAUUCAUUUAUCAAAAUUCUCUGUGCAUUUAUUGAACAACAUGUCAUUGACGUUCAAAAUCAUCUCGAUGCACUCAACUACGUAUUUGCUUACUGUUUCAUCUGGUCUUAUGCUCAUCCAAUUCAUCCAAAGUAUGAACAACAAAUCAAUUCAUUUGUUCGAGACCUUCUCAAACAAUAUCAUUUCUCUUCGAAUGAUUGUAAACUCUUUGAUUUCUAUCCUGACAUGCCUGCGGCUCGUUUCAUUCCAAUUCACCAGUGGCUGAAAGCUCAUGAUAUAGCGUAUAAUUCUAUACCGGAGUUCAAUGGUGCGAUGCGUUUAAUGUCAAUCCUCAUUGCUUAUAAUCAACCGAUCGGAAUCUACAGUUCUGAGCAAGGUUUUGGUAAAACAACGUUGAUGAACACUUUGCUAACAAACGUUUCGCAUCAUCGAAUGAUCUCAACUGGUGAACGAAAAUGUUUUCUACGUGACGAAGUCUUUCGAUAUACUUUACCACUUUUGACACAUAGCAAAAGUGUCCACAAUACGAAAUAUGUUCUAUGGUUUGAAGAUGUGAAAACUGAAGAUACUGAAUUGAUUCGUUCGUUGAUUGAUGAAUAUUCUUCAUCGAAACAACAAAGUUUGAAUAUUGUUCUAACUGGUCAAUCGUUCCAUUCGUAUCCAAAACGUUUUUCACGGCAUUUCAUUCCAAUCAUAAUUCAUCAAUCAAUUUCCACAUUAAUCGAUUCGAUUUAUUCGAUUCCAAUCAAGAAUUGGUUAGAAGAAUUUUCUGCUGAUGCCAUAACUCAUCCACUCGAAUUGGCACAUGCGUGUGUUUUAACAUUGGCGGAAAGCUUUGAGUUUCUGAAAGAGAAUUUCAUAAACAUCCAAUGGAACUUACAUAAUGUCGAAGCGAUUGUUAACGGAAUGUUCCUUUUGGAAGGGAAAUUGAAACGAACUGGUGGCGGAGCAAGUAAAGUUUCCAAUAAAAUAUCCACGAAACAUUCAAAGAAGAAACAAGACGAACAACUUGCAACGCUAGUUCGACUAUUCUGUCAUGAACUAUCACGCAUUAUAUGCGAUCGAUUAAUCGACGCACAAGAUCGUGUUCGCUUCCAAGAAUUUCUCUGUCGAACGAUAAUUACGAACUUUUGUACAGAAUUAGAAUUCUAUACACUUUCUUCGAAUGUUGUACAAAUAAACCAAACAACUGAUUCAUCAGUCGGAGGAAGAAAACAAGUCAAAUUCAAAGCCGGUCUCGUCGAAGAACGAACAGCUAUCGAAUGUCUAGACGGACCUAUCAUCUCCUUUGGAAAAAUCAUCGGUAUACCGAAAUUAAAAGAUAUUUCUCAAGUACCCGCUGAAGGACUCUUCGAAAAACUAAUUCAAUCGACAUAUUUCUCCAAAUCUAUUCUCGCAAUGCAUAAUGAAUUUACUAAUGUCAAAGAUCCUCAUGCAAGUCAAUAUCAAGAAUCGAAUGACAAUCAAAUGAGCACAGCACUUCGUUCGUGUCAGUCGCAAUGGGGAAAAUCAACACAUAUGGAUUUGGUAUUCCUUCCUCGUACUAUGCGGCAUUUAACAAAUCUCGUUCGAUUGUUUUCGUUGUCACAGAAUGGACAUGCGCUACUCCGAGCGAAUCAAAUCGGCCUAGGUCGUCAAGAUCUUGUCCAAUUUGCUGCCUUCAUUACUGAACAGCAAUUUUCUGAUGCACAUAGUUAUGUUCCGACAAUCGAUGAAAAUGAAUCGGUGAAACAAUGCCUUCGCACAAAUUGUCUCUUAGCAGGAUUGAAACAAAAGAAUAUUGUUGUACUUAUUCGAGAAAAUCUUCUCUCGGAUGAGAUGGUUAAUCAGUUGUAUUUAUUUACAUGUGAAGGAUUUUAUCCGGGACUAUUUUCUAAUGAAGAACUUAUAAGAAUUGCUUCAGCUUUAUCACCGAGUUUACCGAGUAAUCGUCGAACAACGAAAACAAAUUCUGUAUUGAAAACAUUUUUCGCAAGAAUUCGACGAAGACUUCAUUUAGUUAUCUUAGAAAACGAUCAACAUCUGCGACAUUCUGGUUUAUUAUCAUCGUGUUAUGUUGAAGAAUAUCAAAACUGGACAAAAGACGAAAUUGUUACAAUCGCUAAGUAUUGGAUGACGAAAAUACUGAAUUCAAUAAAUGCAAUUGACUCGACAGCAUCGUUUGAUUUAGCUUGUCAAGCAUUGGCAGAUAUUCAUUUAUCUCUAGAUCAUUUCCGAUUGUUUACUUUGAAAAAUAUCCGCAAAACAAUUGAAAUUUUCUUUAAAUUCUAUCAAAUAAUUCAACUAAAAGAAGCUCGGCGUCUGUCUCGUUGUGAAUCAAUGCUUCAUCGUACGAACAAAUCUAGACAAUUGAUUGAAAUGAACGAACAACUAUGUGUUGAACUUCAAAAUGAAAUUGACCAUUUACAAGGAAAAUUAGCGGAGUUAGAUCAUGAACUACAGCUGAAAAAGAAAAAUUUCUCUUUAGCAGUGGAAGAUUGUCGUGAAGAAGAAAAAUUGUUGAAUGAAAUGCGAACUGCUUUAGAACGAUUGAAGAAAGAUGUUGAAGCAGCAGUGGAAAAUGCCAAUCCACAAUACGAAAACGCGCUAAAUGCAUUGAGAUUACUAAACAAAGCGGAUUAUGAUGAAAUUCGAACAUUUCGUCAACCACCACAACCUGUUCUAGCUGUCAUGAACACUAUUUGUAUUAUGUUCAAUCGAAAACCUGAAUGGAAUGAAGCGAAAAUCUUAACAGUGAAAGAAGAUUUUUUCGAUGAUUUGGUCUUUUACGAUAAAGAUAAUGUUUCCGACGAAGUCUUUGAUAUGUUGACAAAGAUCGUCAGUUUUGAUACUUUUACUCCUACAUAUGUAGCCACAGCAUCAAAAGCAGCAUCGAGUCUUUGUGCAUGGAUUUUGGCUGUUUAUGAAUAUGCGAAAGUUGCCCGAGCACAGAAAGCGCUUCGAGAACAAGUGAAAGCAUAUGAAAAACUGUAUAAUAAACGUCAACAAAUCCUCGGCGAAAAACGUCUCUAUGCUGAGAAGUUAAAAGAAGAACUAGCGGAUUUUAUUACGAAACGUCGUGAACAGUUCGCAGAAUUACAAUCGAAAGUGAAACGUUUAAAUCAUCUUCGGUCGGUGAUCGAUGCUACGCGUGCGAUGUUGCAGUUAAUUGAUGAAGAUAUUCAACAUUGGCAAAACGAAGUGCAACAAGGAAGACUCAAUCAGCAAACUGCAAUUACUGAUGCACUACAAAUUUCACUUUAUUUCAGUUAUUUAUCACAGUUUAAUGUUGAUCAACGACAGGAGUUUCUAUCACAAUGGCAAACGAAUGUUUUACAACCUUCACUGCCAGUUCGAAGUGAUUUUAACCUUCUGAACAUGAUUUUUAAUGAGAAAGAAUUCAAUGAUUAUUUAUUACAAUACGAUUCAGUAUCGAUCAACGACCAAAACGCGAUUCUAAAUGCAGUUAUCCUAGCGAAUCAGCUUCACAAUACAUUUGUCUUAUUCGUCAAUAAUCCAGAAAAUGAUACUUCGUUAUGGCAUAAUUUAUUGCAUGACUUUAACGGCGAAGAAGCCAGUUAUGAAAUUCAACUGUAUUUAGAAUAUAAACAGAAUAGAAUCAGUUUACCUUCAGGAACAAGUAGUGGAAUCGCCGCACCUCAAGACCAAUCCCAAAUCCGCCAACGUAUUAGUUCAAGUAAAACGAUUGCAACCGAGGUGACAGAGAAAUCUUCGAUUUGGGACUCUGCAAGUAACUGUUCGCGACCAGGAACAGGAACGCGUUUGGCAAAACCAGCAGGAAAAUUUUCGUUGAAUGACUUUGAACAAAAGAAAUAUCCAAUUAACAUUCCGGAAUUUUCUCUUGACGAAUACGAAAGACCGAAGGAUAACAUAAUUCAUUUAUCCGGAAAACAGUCCGAAGAUUUCGAUAAGGAUUUGUUAAUUGCAAUGUUUUUCGGUAAUAUUGUUAUCGUCGAUGAAUGUGAUCUGUUAGAUUUAAACCCAUUCAUCUAUCGAUUUUUAUGUUGGUCAUCACGACAUGAUCAAUAUACGCCGACAUUUCCGAAUUUGUUUCGCUUUGGUGAUCAAGAAAUCUUUAUUAAUUCAUCAUUUCGUUUGAUUCUUAAUUAUCAUCAAAUCGACCGUUCUCAAUGGAGAAAUCUUUUGUUAAACAACCGACUAAUCAACACGAGCUUCGGUUUAAAAAAAUUGGAAAUUGACUUUUGGCUUCGUCUUAUUGAACAUCGUUGUCAGAAAGAUUUCAUUAAACAAGUGCGUUCGAAUUAUCAAAGACAAUUGACUUAUCUCAAUGAACAAUACCAACGACGUGAGAAUUUGGUUGACAUUCUCGAGACAAAGGAAAAUUUGACAAUCGAUUCCAAUGAAUUAUUAGCUGAUUUGAAGAAAUCUAAUGAGAAUCGCAUUUCGAUUGAAACGACACUCAAUGAAUAUCGUAUUCAAUUUAAUGUUCUUUGCACACGAACAGGAGGUGAAGCAUAUAAAGACAUUUCGAAAGAAUUAGCGCAAUUGUAUAUCUUAUUACGUGAUGGGGUUAGCCAAUUGAAACUUCCGAUACAAUGGUUUCUACAAAUUUUAACGAAGAAUUUGCCACGACGGGUUGAAAUCACGAAAAAUACAGAUUUAUCAAAUUACAAUUCGAAUAUGAUCAAUAAAGUGCAAGCAAGAGAAACUUAUCUUCGUUGUUUUCAAUCAAUUUAUUCGUAUCUGUCAUCGGCCAUGUGCAAAGAUCAACUGGAAUAUGUUUUGAUUUUAUUUGCACUUCUCACACAAGAUAGAUCUCAAGACAUUCAGUUAUUUCAAACGAUAAUGACAAAAUUCAAUCCAGAAACUCAACAAGUUAUUCCAGAUUUUCUCAAUGAUGAAAAACGACCAUCGUUUGUUGACAGAAAUUCAUGGGUACUUUGCCUUUCGGAUGUGAUCAAUAGAAAAUAUCCAAAUCUUUCUGAACAUUUGAUUGAUCAUCAACAUGAAUGGAAAGAAUAUCUUUUCUCGACAAGUAAGCUCGACUUUAUGAAUAAAUCUCCAUUUGAACAGACAACGACAAUGAAUACUAUCGAUCGAUUUCUUCUUUCAAUUAUUCUAUUGCCAAAUAAGAUUCCCGAUUUGAUUCAUACCUUUUUGAUCUAUCAUUACGGCGGCCAGCUUCAUGAUAAAUCUGUGUCAUCGAUUGAUGAUGUUCAUCGAUUAACAACCGAUAAGAUUCUUCAACCAACAAAUAAUCUUAUUCUUGUUUGGACAAGCUCAUCGGCAUUUGUGGACCCUAUUGAAGAAAUUCACACACUUAGUAAUGAAAUGGAUCAAUCAGUUCGACUUGUUUCAUCAAUUGAUGAAAAACGUUUGGAACGAAUCAUUUGUAAUGAUAAAGACUCAUGGUUAAUUAUCACUGAACUUCAUCUAUUCGGCGAUAAUCUUCAACAAAUUCAAAAGUAUCUUUUAUCACAAAAGAAUAAGAUCAUUUGGCUUCUCUGUGAUCCUUCCUAUGAAACUCAAAUACCUCAUUGGUUAACUCAACGAUGUUUACAAGUUUAUCUAACUGAUUCAACUCCAUCUGCACUUCAACUUCGCUUUCAACAAAAACUUCUGCCAAAUAAUAAAUUUUGCCAACACAAAAAACAAAUCGAACAAAAUUUAGAUAUUCACACUUAUUUAAUCUCGAAACGAGUUUUUGCAAAAAACUGGACAAAUCUAACGGAAAUUAAUCUGUACAUGGACCUAAAUCAUCACAUCAAUACUAAUCAAUCGAAUAUGAUUGAUUAUACAAAUUAUAUUCAAACUGAAGACGAACAAAUUCUGAUGAAUUACAUCCGACAAAGCACCGAUCCGUGUACAUUGGUUCGACAAAUUUCUGAUCCAAUUCAACUACCAAGUGCGCAUCUAUUUGUCAUCUUUCGACGUUUGUUUGCUGGUAUACUUUUAUCGAACGAAAGAGUUUCCUCGACGAAAGAAGAUCAGAUGAUUUUUGUCGAAUCGAUUGUUCGUCAUUAUUUGGAUCGUCUUCGGUCAAUCGAUUCUCAUCAGUCAUCACAUUCAUCUCCAAUUGAUUUGUUUGUUUCAAACGAAUGUGUUCUCAUGCGAAAGUUAUCGACUGCUUUGUGCCAUCGAAUGGAUCAUCUUUUGGAAGUUUUCGCUCGGGUCGAAGCUGCAUCACCAGAAACGAAAUUAUUUAUCCAUUCAAUUUUACACGAUUUCGCUAUGGCCAACUUUGUUAGAAAUUAUCAAUUAACUUUGGAACAUCUCUAUAAAAUGAAUUCGAACGAUGUUAAUUUGAAGUUCAUUCGACGACGAAGACAAUUUCUUCAACUUAUACGUCGUAAACGCGAUGACAAUCUUCUCUUUCAUUUAAAAUGUGAUCAUAAACACGAUAGAUCGAAUGCUUUGACAGUGUCAGGUGUACACUCAUCAACGAAUAUCGAUGCAAAAGGUUUAAAUAUUUCUUUGGAUGUGAGUUGCUCUACUGAUGCUCCUGUUCUGUCGAGCAUUAUAUUGGAUACAAAUGCUCCAUGCUACCUUCCAGUGAUGAAUAAUGAUAAAGAAAAUAAUUCCGAGCUUAUUUUAUUGUCGAUUGAUAAACCUCAAAGUUAA
This is a messenger RNA of Adineta ricciae, 13152 nucleotides long. The record is from the annotation of a GenBank genome assembly. NCBI's taxonomy places the organism in Eukaryota, Metazoa, Rotifera, Eurotatoria, Adinetida, Adinetidae.